GCAUUCCACAAACCGGCUAAGCGAAAAAUGGCUACAUAUUGUAACGAGACAGUCGACAACUAUCUUUACUCUUCUUACAACCCUUAUUCCUACAAAUACCCCAAGUUCAAGAGCUGGAGGCAGAAAGCUUACUUCGCCAACUACGGUGAAGGUGAGCCCUGCUACGAUAAUUACCACAGAGCGCAGCUGAAGUCCAUCUUAUCUCAGAUCAACCCCAACCUCACCCCGCGUCUGAGGAAAGCUAACACCAAAGACGUGGGGAUCCAGGUAAAUCCGAAGACCGACGCGUCCAUCCAGUGCUCCCUGGGCCCACGGACGCUUCUGGCCCAGAAGCGUGAUGCCCUUCGCCGGCGGCGACAAGAGGUCCAGGUCCCAGGGAGCCCCAUCAGCGGCGGUGUCCGGUUCCCGCGCACUCACGCCGUUUACUCUCCGGUCGAGUCCAGGAGACUAGUGUCCCUCUUCAGAGAGGAGGAGAAGGACACGGAGCCUGAGGCCCCUGAGACGGUGGACAACACUGAGAAGGCGGAGAGUGCGGAGAAAGACGAGUACAGAGAGGGCGAGGAGAGCGCGACAGAGCCGCUUAGUCCCGAGGAAAAUGAAAAUAAACAGACGGAAACCGGUGAGCAGAAGAGAGACGAGACGUUGAAAACCGGACAAGACGAAGCCAGAUUCAAGGCUCGCGUGAGGUUCCAGUUUUUAGAGCAGAAGUAUGGCUUCUAUCACUGCAAAGACUGCAACCUACGCUGGGAAAGUGCUUAUGUGUGGUGUGUCCAAGGCACAAACAAGGUGUAUUUCAAGCAGUUUUGCAGAACAUGUCAGAAGUCAUUCAACCCCUACCGUGUUGAGGACAUAACCUGUCAGACUUGUAAGAAAUCUCGCUGCACGUGUUCGGUUACAUCACGUCAUGUGGACCCCAAAAGACCUCACAGACAGGACCUGUGCGGCCGCUGCAAAGGCAAGCGUCUCUCCUGUGACAGCACAUUCAGCUUCAAAUACAUCAUCUAGCACCUGUCCGUUGCCCAGCUGGAUUGUCCACCUCAGUCUCCGCAUCCUUGUCGCUCAAAGACUGCAGUGGGGAUCCAUCAGUCACUACAGUCUCAUUUCUUUUUGUUUUGCUUUAAUUUUGUACUUAAAGUAACUGUAGAUGCCAAUUCUGGAAAUAAAAAUGGUGGUUACUAGCACAA
This is a messenger RNA of Carassius gibelio (silver crucian carp), 1184 nucleotides long. Its product is annotated as zygote arrest protein 1. The coding region runs from base 28 to 1005 and encodes 325 amino acids. Gene Ontology annotation, molecular function: mRNA base-pairing post-transcriptional repressor activity. The record is from RefSeq and is a predicted model, not a curated record. Gene Ontology annotation, biological process: translation. The transcript has 4 exons. Gene Ontology annotation, cellular component: cytoplasm. Lineage: Eukaryota; Metazoa; Chordata; Actinopteri; Cypriniformes; Cyprinidae.